AUGAAGAUUGAGAUUGUUGUGGAUCCGUCGCGACCUCAGCAGACGCUGGCUUCCCGCGUCGCUCCUCCUGUCGUGGCUGCUGCCGCUAGGACUGGUGGUGUCGCAAGAGGACGACGGGGAAGGGGAGGCAAGCCCCGUAAGGAACCGCGGCCCGCGAAGACGGCCGCUGACCUUGAUGCCGAAAUGGAGGAUUACACUGCAAGCAACGCGACGACUUCCUAA
Messenger RNA from Guyanagaster necrorhizus, 222 nucleotides. RefSeq lists its product as uncharacterized. Bases 1 to 222 code for a protein of 73 amino acids. The record is from RefSeq and is a predicted model, not a curated record. Lineage: Eukaryota; Fungi; Basidiomycota; Agaricomycetes; Agaricales; Physalacriaceae. The transcript is spliced from 3 exons.